This is a messenger RNA of Lycium barbarum (goji berry), 9969 nucleotides long. RefSeq lists its product as uncharacterized. The transcript is spliced from 2 exons. NCBI's taxonomy places the organism in Eukaryota, Viridiplantae, Streptophyta, Magnoliopsida, Solanales, Solanaceae. The record is from RefSeq and is a predicted model, not a curated record. The coding region runs from base 3336 to 5354 and encodes 672 amino acids.
GGAGCAGGAGGGCCCACCUUUUUAUUUUUGUUUUGUUUUAUUUUUCAUUUUUUUGAAUAUAUACACAAUCACACGGAUAGAUAAGAAGGAGGGUCAACUUUUCAAUAAGAAAAAUAGAGGGACCCCACAAUAAAACUGUGGGGAAUUUAUUAUUUUAUAGAGGAAGGCACAGAGAAAGGGGGGAGAGGAGAAAAAAGACCCUAAAAAAAAACACCCCACAAUAGAGAGCAGCAAUUGCGUUCAAGAAAAGGCUCUCUCAAAAGUUGUUGGACCCUUCACGUUUUUCGCAGAAAGUUCACACAAAAACACAAAACAAAAAACAAAAAAAACCACCUUUGAUCACCACCACGAAAAGCCAUGUUUGAACCUUAGAGCUUUAUCCUCCAAAACACCAUUAAAGCACCUCUAUUAAACGUUCCAUAUUUGGUCGGAGUUGAGGUUUGGUCCCGUCGGCGUCCAUUCUCUACUUUGAUUUUUCUAUUUUAUAAGUUAUUUGAAUGAACCUACUUCAUUAAAUUCUCCUUUGUUUCCUUGAGAAGAUGAAUUUCCUGUUCCAAAUCUAUUGCAUAAUGUCGAAUGUUGAAAGGGUUAUCUCUGUGCAUGUUUAAAUUUUUGCCUUAUGAAUUCAACAUAAUGAUACAAAAGAAUAAAAUGUUAGUUUAUUUCUUAACUGUUAAAUGGGUCCAAAAUUUGAGGUCCUACUCCAUAUUCUAAUUCCGUUCCUUUUAAUAAUGAUAUUUGUAGUUGGCUUUUCCUAUUUUUGCUGUAUAUUUUGUUAUCGUAGUUUCUUUGUUUAAAGAUAAAACGAAUCUGGGAGAUACUUUUGUUAUACAAGACCCAUCCUAAACGAAUCUGUUUUGGUUAUUUUGGGUGUUCAUGUAUUUAGAUGAGUCCAUUUUAUUUAUUAUUAGACUACAUUUAUAUGAACACUCAUUAUUUAAUUCUGUGUUAUUUUGUUUAAAAAUCUCAUUGAAUCAAAUGUAAGAAUUAUGGUUGUUGCGAUAAUGGGCUGCCUAUUUCGGGUUAAAAAAUUAAAAGUUUGUUUUGGGGCAGAGACAAAGUUUAAGUCUCAAAUAAUUAAUUAGUUGUAAUUAAUUAAUUGUAAGGGAGCGAGAUGGAUUGCGAAUUUAUUCAAAAUCCGUUGUCGAAGAGUGAAAAAUGACUAAAAAUGAAUUAAUAAUAACCAAAUAAUAAGUCUCGAAUUUCAGAGACAAAUAAUUGCAUUUAACGCUAGAUGAGCUUUAGGCACAUUUCAAGACAUUUGUUUCGAUUAAGAAUGCGGUUACGCAUCUUAUUUCGAGACGUUCUUUUAAUAACUCAAGGAUGCGGUUACGUACCUUAGUGGAACUCGUUUUAAUAAUUAAUAUCGUUUCGAAUAAGAAUGCAGUUAUGCAUCUUAAUUUGAGAUGCUUAAAAGAUUCGGAAUGCGGUUACGCAUCCGAGUUAAAACCAAUAAAAAUGUUCAACAAUAAAAGUACGAGCAAAUCAAGGCUCAGAUACAUAAUAUAUUCAAAGAUUAAUUUAAGCUAAGUAUAAGUCGAUAAAGCGACCGUGCUAGAACCACGGGACUCGAGGAAUGCCUAACACCUUCUCCCCGGUCAACAGAAUUCCUUACCCGGCCUUCUGUUUUCGCGGACCAUAAUAAAAGAGUCAUUUCCUUUUGAUUAGGGAUUCAUUAGGUGACUUGGAACACCAAAACUCAAUUCCAAGUGGCGAAUCUGAGUAAAUAAAUAAUCCCUUUUCAAAACCGUCACUUCAAAUGGAAAAACCCUUUAAUAAUAAAAACUUGCGCAUUUAUAGCGCGGGGGCUGCAAAAAAGGGGGGUGACAGCUCUGGCGACUCUGCUCGGGAACUACCAGAUUUCGAGCUUUGUGAUAUUGCCUUAUACUUGGCUUUUAUUAUCAUUAUUUGGGUUUAUUGUGUGCUUUGUUGAGCCUAAUGUGCUAACUGCCGCUCAUUUACCGCUUUGAUAUUGUUGAACUGUAUUACAAACUGUUUUCUCUCGCGCACCCCUCUGAGUCUCUGAAACACUUCACACACAGUCACAGGAAUGCAGUUAUGCAUCCUAACUUUCUGUCAAGAUAAAGCCGGAGCGUCUUGGCGCCCGGUGAAGGAUUUUAGUCACACAUGUUAGGCGGGACAGGAUAAGCAAUGAAGUCGGAAUAGCACUGCUACCGACAGUAUUGCCCCUCCCCGGCUCGAGUUGUCCACUCGGGUUAGCCAGUCUAGACACCGUUUUUCAUUAGGUUUUAAACCUAGCAGAACUGAAACGCAGACAUGAUUAUCCCUAGUAGGAUCCGCUUAUAUGCAUCACUUGCAUUUGACUUAGUGGGACUCGGCACAGGGGUCGGGUCCGUCUAGGACAGGUAUCCCUUUUUCUGACCGACCUGUGCAUCUCAUGUGCUAUUUGCAAUAUUAUUUUUAAGGCUUGCUUGAUUGAUGAUCGGCUUUAGGCUAACUAGUGAAAUAAAAGAGAGAGGAGCAUUCAUCUGACUUUUUACGCACCCAUUUUCCUUAAACCUCUAAUUUGUCUCGCUCUUGCUAAAAAUAAGAAAAGAAGAGUUCAAUUCGAGACGAGUUUAUUAAUUAAUUUUUUUUUUUUUAAAACAACUUAGCAGUCCAAUCUGGACGAACUACGCACACCUGAUUCCCGUCCCUCGGGGCGACGAUACGUAGGCAGCCCAUAUCGGGUUCGGUGAUCCUUAUUCAAAAAAUUAAAAAAAAAGUGUUUUUAUUUUUUAUUAGAAAAUCCAAAAAACAAAGGAGAUAAUUUUAUAUAUAAAAAAAAGAUAAUAAUAAUAAAAGGGGGGAGAUUCCUUUUAAUGCCCUAUCCAAAAGGAAAAGGAAAACGCAAAAAGAUUUUACUUCGAGUAGUAUUUUUAGCGGGGUUUCUUUGGAGGAAAUUUUACAAUCAAAAUCCAAAAAGAUUUUGUUUUCAAGUUUUUGUAGUUUUUUUUCUCUUCCUAAAUUUCAAAAAAAAAAAAAACAAGAGAAGAGAAAAUUCGAAAUAAUUUUAUUGAUUACUUUAUACCGAAAUUUCCCGAACUACGCAAAGAUCUGAUUCAUGUCCCAACGUAGGCAACCCAAGUUGGGUUCGAUCGAAUUAUUUUCAAAAAUCAAAAUGAGUAGUGAAAGAGCGGAGAAAAAAGGAAAAAGAGUGGAAAGAAAAAGAGAGAUAAUCGUAAAAAAGAAAAGAAAGGAAAGAGAGCGAGUGAAUCGAGAGGCGUGGAAAUGAAAAAUGAAAAAGAGAGGAUGGCCAAAUCGAGCGGGAACUGGGAUGAUGCAAAAAUGACAUUAUUACCCUUAGAGUCAUUCUAGAACUGAUAAUUGUGAAUAUGCGCAUUGCAAGCAAUUCCCUAACCCAUAUUUUUUUUAUGAUGUUCGAUUUUAGAAAGUGGUUGGUUUGUGGUACACUGGCAACACACAUCCACUUCAUUAGAUCAAAAGGAAGUGUGCCAAUGUCGAGCGAAAAUGAACUCCCAAUAGUCAAUACUGAGGAAAGACAAGGACAUGGUCAACAUGAAUCAACCGUUGUUGAGGAAAAUAGGUUGUUGAGGCAACGUAUGGUGGGGAUGUUACAAGAAUGGUCGAAUGGUAGGCAACCGCCCCAGGCAAUCCCUAGUUUUUCUGACAUCACGCCUAUUGAACAUGCAAAUACUCAGGCCUCACUCUCCAUGUCAGAAGAUCGUGUGUACCUUUCUGGGUUUGCUCAUGGUCUGGGUGACUAUACCAAUUUGCCUAACAUUACUGAAACCUCCACAAGUCGUUUUCCAAGGGUGCAAAUCAGGACUGAUAUUCAGGGUAUCGCAACAGCGCCGCCCGUUUAUACGUUCUCGCAGCCUAAUCCUAUGGUUGUGACAACUACUGUGCCAGUCGACAUGAUUCCCCAACCCACUAUGGUGCAAAGACAAAAUCAUGGGUCACAAUUUGUUACCCGUCAAGAUCAGUACUACCCUUCGGAUUUCACAUUCAUGGGCCCAGAUCCUCAUCACUCUAUUUCACAGUUUAAUUCUCUUAUUGACAUUGAGAGACCGGCGAAAAAUGCUGAACAUGAGGACAUGGCUGGAAAAUUGAAAAGCCUGGAACAAGCUAUGAAGAACUUACAAGGAUUGGGAGGUUAUAAAAGUGUCUCGUUUAGAGAUUUGUGCAUGUUUCCCGAUGUUCAUCUACCCCUCGGAUUCAAGGUCCCAAAGUUUGACAAAUACGAUGGACAAGGUGAUCCCAUGGCCCACUUGAAGAGGUAUUGUAAUCAAUUGAGAGGAGCUGGGGGUAAGCAAGAGUUGCUUAUGGUCUACUUCGGUGAGAGUUUGACGGGUUUAGCCUCAGAAUGGUUCAUUGAUCAAGACUUCACUAAGUGGCGUAUUUGGGACGACAUGGCUCAAGAUUUUGUGCAGCAAUUCCAAUACAAUAUAGACUUAGUUCUUGACAAGAAGUCUCUGAUCAAUUUGAAGAAGAAAACUACAGAAAAUUUCAGGGAAUUUGCCAUCAGGUGGCGGGAGCAGGCUGCAAGGGUGAGACCACCGCUAAAAGAAAGCGAGGUUGUGGAGACUUUUAUCCAAACACAAGAUGAAGAAUAUUAUCAGCACAUGCUCCCUGCCUUAGGAAAAUCAUUUGUUGAAGCCAUCAAAAUGGGGGAGAUGAUAGAAGAUGGGAUUAGAACAGGACGUAUUGUGAGUUUUUCUACCUUUAAAUCCACCACACAUGCAAGUGAAAGUCAGUCAAAAAAUCUUGGGAUAGAGAGGGAUGGAAAUUCUGAUGUUGCAAUGAUUAGAUCUGGACAAGGUCAAGCUCCGAGGGGCCGCCAUCGUCAAUAUACUCAGCAUCAACGUCGAUCACCAAAUUACACACAAUGGCGAGCAGCAACACCACAAAACCCUCAUCCGUCUCCACAAAAUUUUCAAGCAUCAUAUAAUCCCCAUUCGAGGCAGGAGUACGGCAAGAGACAAAGGCCAAGGGAUAAUUUCACACCCAUUGGAGAAUCUUAUACGAGCUUGUUCCAGAAAUUGAGACAUUUGGGCCUGAUCACUCCUCUACUCGGGUAUACUCCUGACCCGCAUUCAAAAAGUUUUGAUCCCACCGUACGAUGUGCUUAUCAUUCUGAUAUUCAGGGACACAGUACUGAAGACUGUCGCACUUUAAAAAGAGAAAUAGAAAGAAUGAUUCAAGAAAAACUGAUUGUGCUACAGGACAGCGACACUCCAAGCGUCGCAGAGAAUUCUUUAAUGGCAUGGGAUGAUGCACGCUUCGUAGCAAUGAGCGCGUUGGCCAAAGGGACCCAGAACCUAUUUGUUGAGGAUAAUGUAUUUGACAUUGGUGAAGGUUCUAGUAGUGCUGAUAUGCAACUUAGUGGCUAAGGUGUCAAGCUCAACAAUUGGGGAAGUCACUCCGUUUUCCACUUGGAAGGAGUAUUGGUAGUUUGUUUUGACGCUCUUUCUGUUAUUCGGAUUAUUCAGGGUUGUAAUCUGGAUUUUUACCUUGCUUGUUUUGAUGUUCGAACCCUUCUAUCCUUUUUGUCUAAUGAAAAAAAAAAGAGUUUUUGUUUUUUUUUAAUUUUUAAUUCAUUUUGUUUCGUUUUCUUUUGUACAGUUUGUUUAGGCUGGUUCUAGUAACAUGACAUGCAUGCGGAUUUUUUUGGUCAAAUCUUAAAACCUGAUAUAGCCAGGGGACAAAUGCACCAAAACUCGAAAAUUGUGAAAAAGAACAUUUGAGGAAACAAGCAGAGACAAGUAUGAAGGAAAAGUGAGAGACAAUAUCCAACAAUGCAUUUGUUGUGAAGAGAUACCAUGUGAUUUUCAUUUCUCAUUCUCAAAUCGCAUGUUUUGUACUUGACAUUUUUAAAGAUUGGUAUGACGAAGGCAUUUCAUUCUGCUAUCUAAAUAUUGUGUCACCAUUUGCUACCCCUGUUGAACCUUAGUUUUAUUUUCUUUUAUACCCCUCUUUCGGAAUCAAAAUAGAAUAAGAAAAGAAAAACAAAAGGACAACGAAAAGAAAAGGAAGAAGGAAACAAAAUCACACAAAAAAAAAAAAAAAAAAAACACAAGAAAUGAGCUGUCGGAACUACGUCUGACCUGAUUCUUGUCUCGACAGGAUACGUAGGCAAUCCUAUUUUGGGGUUCGGUCCAACCCAAAUAAGAUUCUAAAUUUUCCGUUUCAAAGAAACUGGGACAGAAGUUAUUUUUCCUUUUGAGUCGAUUCUAAAAGUUGUAAGUCUCACCCCCUAUUAUUUUUGUGUUGUCUUCGAGCCUCCACGCCAUCAUUUCUUUUCAACCCUAUCCAAAGCCACGUUACAACCAAAGAAAAGGCCUUCAAAUCAAUCAUUGUUAAUGUUCAAGGUUGAGCACGCUAUGAGUACAAAAUAUUUGCUAACGUGCAUCACUUGUCUGCGUAAGCAUAAGGGAAGUGGAAGAAGAGAAUGAAAAUGAGAGAGUCUACUGGUGAAAGCCUUCACAAGCACCAUAAGGCAAUGAAGAUCUGAGAGAAAUGAAAAUGAGAGUCUCUCACUGGUAAAAACCUUCACAGGCACCAUAAGUCGACGGUGAGUUGAGAGAAUGAAAAUGAGAGAGUCUUACCGGUGAAAACCUUCACAGGCACCAUAAGGCAAUGAAGAUUUGAGAGAAAUGAAAAUGAGAGUCUCUCACUGGUGAAAACCUUCACAGGCACCAUAAGUCGACGGUGAGUUGAGAGAAUGAAAAUGAGAGAGUCUUACCGGUGAAAACCUUCACAGGCACCAUAAGGCGACGGUGAGUUGAGGGAAUGAAAAUGAGAGAGACUUAUUGGUGAAAACCCUCAUGGGCACCGUAAGGCGAUGGUAAGAUGAGAGACAAAUAAAAGAGAGAGGUUUAGUGAUGAAAACUCUUCGAAGCGCCACUAGCCGAAUGAGAGUCUUGAGCCUGUUGAAUAGGUUGAGAUAUGAAGCCUUGAUUUCAAAACAAGUUAUGAGAGCACAAUAGGAGUUAAAGAAUAGAUUGGUUGAACAGAUUAGGCCGCUCAAUCCAAAAUGCAUGUCAUGACCAUUGGAGCCAGCGACCACAUUCAGAUAAGUGUCUUCUUUCCUUUUCUCCUAAUAAGGGACAUUUCCACUUCUACAUUUUUUUACUUCUUUUGUUUUGUUUCGUUGAGUCGUCCAUGUAGAACGGGUAGAGAAAGGAUUUCAAAACUUGCUACCAGCUUUUCCAAUUGCGAAGCAAAACAUCUGGCUAACACAUGAAGGUAGCAUGAUUCAAAGUGGGUAGAGUACCCAAUGAGUUAUCAUUCAUUGAUAGAUUAUGGAUUCAUGAAAAUAUAUGGGAUCAGUAGAGUUUGAAUUAAUAGGCACCAUGAAACAGAGGUAUUGGUAUUGGUUUUGAUUUAAAGUCACUGAAAGUCACUCCGAUAGCCAGAAUUUGGGUCAGUGGUCCAACGAGCCGACAGCGAGCACAGACUAUUUGAAAUCACAGGUAAGUAGAACAAGUGCAUGAGCAAACACCUUCAGAACCAAGGCCACAAACCAACCACCACAUCUUAAAACUCACAAUUUUUCUUUGUUUAAAACAGGAAUGGAUAUUAUCCUCAAAUCAAAGGGUCAAAGCUUCAAAAGGUACAAUGUCUUAUUUUUGUCGAUGCAAAAGGCAAUGUCACAACAUAUGUUUGCAAGCAACAAAAAUUGAUCGACUUUUCAAUUAUGAAUACUGUCACCCCUAGGAGAUGCACUUCCUAGUUCGGGUUGUAGGAGACGCACUUUCUAACCCAAAGCUCUACUCCUAGGAAACGCACUUCCUAGUCGAGUCUUUCUGUUUAACCCCUAAGAGACACAUUUCUUAGUCAGGGUCUUUCAGGUUUUUCUUUUAGGAGACGCAUUUCCUAAUAUGAACCUUUACUCCUAGGAGACGCACUUCCUAGUCGAGUCUUUCAGUUUAACCCCUAAGAGACGCACUUCUUAGUCCGGGUCUUCCUGGUUUUUGACGUUUAGGAGACGCACUUCCUAACCCAAAGCUCUACUCCUAGGAAACGCACUUCCUAGUCGAGUCUUUCUGUUUAACCCCUAAGAGACACACUUCUUAGUCAGGGUCUUUCAGGUUUUGCUUUUAGGAGACGCAUUUCCUAUUAUGAACCUUUACUCCUAGGAGACGCACUUCCUAGUCGAGUCUUUCAGUUUAACCCCUAAGAGACGCACUUCUUAGUCCGGGUCUUCCUGGUUUUUGACGUUUAGGAGACGCACUUCCUAAUGCAAACCUUUACUCCUAGGAGACACACUUCCUAGUCGAGUCUUUCAGUUUAACCCCUAAGAGACGCACUUCUUAGUCUGGGUCUUCCUGGUUUUUGCGUUUAGGAGACGCACUUCCUAAUGCAAACCUUUACUCCUAGGAGACGCACUUCCUAGUCGAGUCUUUCUGUCUAACCCCUAAGAGACACACUUCUUAGUCUGGGUCUUCCUGGUUUUUGACUUUAGAAGACGCACUUCCUAAUGCAAACUUCUACUCCUAGGAGAUGCACUUCCUAGUCGAGUCUUUCAGUUUAAUCCCUAAGAGAUGCACUUCUUAGUCAGGGUAUUUUUGUUUUUACAUUUAGGAGACACACUUCCUAAUUUGAUUCAUUACUCUAGGAGACACACUUCUUAGUUUGAAUUUUUAGAGUCACCCCUGGGAAACACACUUCCUAGUUAGUACAUUUAAUUUUACUUUCACAAUUGAAUUAUUUUACAAUUUUGCUAACACUCACCAAAAAUUUUCCUGGUGCAAACUGGGACAGAAUUUUUUUGUUUGUGUUAUUUGUUUUGAUAAUUUACAGGACCCACCUGAAGAACGGGAAGCAAGUCAGGACCCGCCUGAAGAAUGGGAGCAAAUCAAGACCCUCCUGGAAAAUGGGAUUUAGUUUAUCAGGUUUCUCCUGGAUAAUGGGAUUUAGUCAUCAGGACCCUCCUGGAAAAUGGGAUUUAGUUAUCAGAACCCUUCUGAAAAAUGAGAUUUAGUUAUCAGGACCCUCCUGGAAAAUGGAUCUAGUUUAUCAGGACCCUCAUGGAGAAUGGGAUCUAGUUUAUCAGGACCAUCCUGAAAAAUGUGAUCUAGUUAUCAGGACCCUCCUGGAAAAUGGGAUUUAGUUUAUCAGGACCCUCCUGGAUAAUGGGAUUUAGUUAUCAGGACCCUACUGGAUAGUGGAAUUUAGUUUAAUCAGGAGAGGUACUUCCUAAUUGGACCGUUUGAUUUUACUCUCAUAAUUGAAUUAUUUUAUAGUUUAUUAUUUUGAUAACACUAACAAAAAUUUCCUGGUGGAAACUGGGACAAAAAUUUUUUGUUCGUGUUCGUUGUUUUUGGUAAUUUGCAGGACCCACCUGAAGAAUGGGAGAAAGUUGCAGGAUCUGCCUAGACAUCAGGAACCCGCUUGAAAAAUAGGGUGUACUUUCAGUUGGUUUCAAGUUCAGUCAGAAGUAACAGAAGCCCUGCCUGGAGAAUAGGGAUGACUUUAAAUUUUAAGUUCAGAAACAAGCAUGAAGAUCCAAGUCAAGAUUCAAGAGAAGCUGCAUAGAGAGAGUCUUGUACUUAUAUUUUCUUUUUAGCUUUUAUUUUUUUCAUUUUUGAUGUAAUAACAGGAGCCGCGGACCGGAACCUCGACAGGACCUCAAUCGACUCCCCCAACUAAGUAUGUUUCAUCACCCAUCUUACCUCUUGAACUACACGAGACCUGAUUCCCUUAUAACCCGGGAUAUGUAGGAUGCCCAAGACCAGGGCUCGACCACAUUUUGUUCCAUUCCUUUCUCUUCCCUCAAAUAAAGGUCGGGUCCAAAUUGGUCUCGUUGUCUACGUCUUUUUCUGAGAACGCAUCGCGUCCCCAACCAAAGAGGGACAGGCUGUAGACACGUAAUUUUGACCCACCCCAUGGUUUCACCUUAUAGUUUCAAAUAUUUCUUUUAAUUUUAAUUCUUGACGUGUCAACUUUAUUCUAUUUUUAUUUAGUAGGCUUAUUUGCGAAAAUCAAAAAGAACAAAAAUAUUUA